This is a messenger RNA of Chaetomium fimeti, 1092 nucleotides long. Its product is annotated as RGS domain-containing protein. Gene Ontology annotation, biological process: intracellular protein localization. Gene Ontology annotation, cellular component: plasma membrane. The record is from RefSeq and is a predicted model, not a curated record. Bases 1 to 1092 code for a protein of 363 amino acids. The transcript is spliced from 3 exons. NCBI's taxonomy places the organism in Eukaryota, Fungi, Ascomycota, Sordariomycetes, Sordariales, Chaetomiaceae.
AUGGCAGACCACGCGGCAGCGAGCCCUUCUCCCCAGCCCGACUACACUCGGAACCGCCUGCCGACACUCUUUGAGGUGCUGAGUCGGCGUACGCUUCCUCCCGUCGAUCUGUUCUCCUUCUACAUUUAUAUGAGGGAUCAGCAGCGUUCUGUCGACUACCUUGAUUUCUGGCUCGAUGUCGCACAGCACAUGUCGCUCUGCCGCCACUAUGUGCGGGAGCUUCGCCGGUCUGUGCUUGUGAGCACGCCGGACCCGGACAGAGCCUCCAGGAGAUCGUCGGGCAUUCUAGAAGGUCUCGGAGAUCUGAGCCAUUCGGUUGCCGGACCAUCGAUGUAUGCGACGGAGAAGGAGAAGGACCAAGAUGCCCAAAUGUCGGCUUUCCUGCGGGAAGACCGAGACCAUCAUGAUUCUCCAGUCAGCAGCGAUGCCAGGCAAAACCGCCCGAGCACGAAUAUCAGCACUCCCCGCGAGUUCAACACCGACUCGAACUCCCCUCCCCAUGCGGUUGCCCGACAGGAUGUCAGGGCCUCGGCUGAGAAGAUCCUCUACACAUUCCUUCUCCCAGGUGCCGAACGCGAAAUCACCCUGCCAGGCUCAAUUACUCAGGACGUCACAACAGCUAUCGAGGAACUCGGAAGAGACGAUCCCGAAGUGUUUGAUGUGGCUAAGGACUAUGUCUUCCAGGCGAUGGAGCGCGAUGCUUUCCCCGGAUUUCUCAGAAUGAAGGCCCUCGGCAACCUCAUCCCACCAACAUUGAUUAUGCGCCUUAUCCUCGGCCUUGUCUCUAUGUUUGGUGGAUUCUGGGCCGCGUUCAUCUUGAUUUUCCUGAACGAGUCUCGCAUGGUGAGACUCUGGCUCAUCCUGCCUUUCACGAUUGGGGUUUACUGCCUCGCCUCUUACCAGUAUUCCCUCGACCCUGUUCUCGCCCUCGUUGGCUUUAGCGAGUACACCCCUUUCAAUUUUGCUCGGGUGCGGGAGCCCUAUGUCCGGAAGCUCCUCGCUCGCCGGGCGAUCAUGGUCCUCACCGUGACGGUUCUCAUCGAUGCAGCGCUCUGCGUACUCUUUAUUCUGGUUCCAGGCAAGCGGCUUUGA